AUGCCCACUGCGCCAAUUCCACAUUUCUAUGACAAUCCACACAGUUCAUCGAUUCAUCCAGCUGUUGUCGUUCAACCGAAAGAGCUCGUUCGUCUUCCACCUCUUCAAUUGAAAUCUGAAGCGCUUGAAUACGAGUCGGACGGAAACGAACAAGCCCGGUUUGCUUGGCGAGUGAUGAGCACGGCAAACAAGAAACGUAUACUUCUACUCGCUCCAUUGGGUCCAGGCAGUGGCAAUGCCGCGACCGCCUCUCGUCUUGCACACGGCCUAUGUCAAUCAUCGGAAAUCACUGUUGAUUGUUUGUCUGUUGAUAUGCCACACACCGAUUCCGAUUCAUUACUAGCAUUGAUCCAUCGAUAUGACGUGGUUUUGGCAUUGCAUGUUUAUCGUGCCGGUCAUUUGUUGACUUCGAUCUAUCAAAAUAACUCUGAUCUUCCACCACUUAUUCUCAUAUUUGCCGGAACUGAACUACAUUCAUGCCUGCUAGAAUGGAUGCCGACAAUCGAACAGAUUGUACCAAAAGCCCGUGGUCUGUCUCUUGUCAACGCCAUUCGAUCUUCAUGCUCACGUUCAAAUGUUACGUUAACUGGUGGUCAAUCUACGGGUCAUGUCCAUGCACUCAUGCGCACCGCCUUCGCCUAUUUGAAUACUUCUAUCAAUGAAGGAAUGUGCCUAGCCAUACUCGAAGCCAUGGCACUUCGUCUGCCAGUCAUUGCUCGUCGGAACACCGGUAAUAUUAGUAUUGUAACCCAUGGUAAAACUGGAUUAUUAUUCGAAACACCUGAACAAGCUGCUCAAUGUUUGUCGCAACUUGCUAAGGAUACUGCAUUACGGGAGACACUGAUUCAGCAAGCAGCUGAUCAAGUGAAGA
Rotaria sp. Silwood2 is the source of this 871-nucleotide messenger RNA. The record is from the annotation of a GenBank genome assembly. Lineage: Eukaryota; Metazoa; Rotifera; Eurotatoria; Philodinida; Philodinidae.